Molecule: messenger RNA, 3943 nt
Organism: Bicyclus anynana (squinting bush brown)
Lineage: Eukaryota; Metazoa; Arthropoda; Insecta; Lepidoptera; Nymphalidae
Gene: Ser
Product: protein serrate
Exons: 5
Coding region: 335-3736 (1133 amino acids)
Biological process (GO): Notch signaling pathway; multicellular organism development; cell communication
Cellular component (GO): plasma membrane; protein-containing complex
Molecular function (GO): calcium ion binding; Notch binding
Source: RefSeq, a predicted model, not a curated record
UAGAGCUACACUACUAAAGGAUCAAUGUUGUAUUAGCGAGACUGCUCGCUACAGCAUCAUAGCGCUCGAGACAAAUGAAUCCUUCGAAUCGAGUAUAAAUCACGGCAGCGGUGCGGCCGGCGUCCGGCGCGAGGGCAGGCGGGCAGCGACAGUGUCGGGAGAUGGCGGGCGCGGCAGUCCCGGCCCGAGCCCCGCGCCGACCACACGUGCGACCUGCUGCGCCAGGACGCCGCGCCGUGCGUGCUGUGCUGUGAGUGACUGCGGCCCAGUGUGCGGGGCAUGCCGCGCGGCGGGCGGGCGAGCGCGCGCGCCGCGCCGGACCCUCGCUGACCCCAUGCGCGCGCGCAGCCCGCGGCCCGCGCCGCUGCUGCUCGCCCUCGCCCUCGCCUGCACCCUGCAACGCGCGGCGGGGGCGGGCGUGUUCGAGCUGCAAGUUCUCGAGUUCUCCAAUUACCGGCUGCAGCUGGCGUCGGGCGCGUGCUGCGGCGCCGCGGACGCCGCCGGUGCGCCGGGCGCCGCCGCCGCCGCCGCCGCCUGCGCGCAGCCGUGUCGCACGCGCUUCACGCUGUGCCUCAAGGAGUACCAGUCGGCCGCCGCGCCCGGCGCCUGCUCCUUCGGCCGCGCCGCCUCGCCCGUGCUGGGCACCGACUCCUUCACGCUGGCCGACCCGCUCUACACGCUGGCGCUGCCCUUCUCCUUCCGCUGGACGCGCUCCUUCACGCUCAUCCUGCAGGCCUUCGACGACGCGAGCGCCGCCGAGCCCGCCGACGACGCCGGCCUCAUCGAGGAGGCGUGGUGGUCGGGCAUCGUGGAGCCGGGCGCCGAGUGGCACGCGCUGCGGCACGCGGGCGCCGCCGCGUCCGUGGCGUACCGCGUGCGCGUCACGUGCCAGCCCAACUACUACAACUCCACCUGCACCACGUUCUGCCGCGCGCGCGACGACAAGUUCGGCCACUACUCCUGCACGCCGGCGGGCGGCAAGCGCUGCCUGCCCGGCUGGCAGGGCGACAACUGCGAGCGGCCCCAGUGCAAGGCGGGCUGCCACCCGGCGCACGGGCGCUGCGACGCGCCCGGCGAGUGCGCGUGCCGGCCCGGCUGGCGCGGCGAGCUGUGCGCGCAGUGCACGCCCUACCCCGGCUGCAAGCACGGCUACUGCAACGGCUCCUCGUGGGACUGCACGUGCGACACCAACUGGGGCGGCAUCCUGUGCGACCAGGACCUCAACUACUGCGGCACGCACGAGCCGUGUCGCCACGGCGGCACCUGCGAGAACACGGCGCCCGACCAGUACCUGUGCACGUGCGCCGACGGCUUCUCGGGCGCCGACUGCGAGCGCGUGGACAACCCGUGCGCGCCGCAGCCCUGCGCGCACGGCGCCUGCGCGCUGGCGCCCGGCGCGCCCGGCGGCUUCGCGUGCGCCUGCGAGCGCGGCUGGGCGGGCGCGCGCUGCGACGUGGACGCCGACGACUGCGCCAGCGCGCCGUGCCGCAACGGCGCCACGUGCCGCGACGCGCUGGACGCCUUCGCAUGCGAGUGCGCGGCGGGCUGGCGCGGGCCCGCGUGCGCUGACGACGUGGACGAGUGCGCGGCGGGCGAGCUGGGCCCGUGCGUCAACGCCGCCGCCUGCAACAAUACGGCGGGCGGCUACGCGUGCGCCUGCCUGGCCGGCUGGACGGGCCGCGACUGCGAGCUCAACGUGGACGACUGCGCCGGCCAGUGCCUGCACGGCGCCACGUGCAUCGACCUGGUGGACGACUUCCACUGCGCGUGCGCCGCGGGGUACGCGGGGCGCACGUGCGCGCGCGACGUGGACGACUGCGCGGCGCGCCCGUGCCGGCACGGCGGCGAGUGCGUGGACCUGCUGGACGCCUACCGCUGCAUCUGCCCCGUGGGCUUCUCCGGCGCCGACUGCGAGGACGACCGCGACCACUGCGCCGACGCGCCGUGCGGCAACGGCGCGCCGUGCUACACCGCGCAGAGCGACUACUACUGCCACUGCGCGCCCGGCUGGACCGGCAAGAACUGCACGCAGCGCGCCGCCCGCGAGCAGCCGGACGUGUGCGCGUCCAGCCCGUGCCGCAACAACGGCUCCUGUGUGCCGGGCCCCGCCGGCCCCGUCUGCGCCUGCGCCGCCGGCUGGACCGACGCCACCUGCUCCUCGCGCCUCGAGCCGCCGUGCGAGCCCGCCUGCGCGCACGGCGGCUCCUGCGUCGGCGAGCCCGCGCCGCACUGCGCCUGCCCGCCCGGCCGCGCCGGCGCCGCGUGCGACGCGAUCGCCGCGCCCGCCGCGCCCGCCGCCGCCUGCUCGUGCCUGCACGGCGGCUCGUGCGUGGCGCGCGACGGCGCCUGGGCCUGCGUCUGCCGCGCCGGCUGGGAGGGCGCCCGCUGCGAGCGCGCGGCGCCGGGCUGCGCGUCCCAGCCGUGCCGCCACGGCGCGCGCUGCGUCGGCGGCGACGGCUGGUGGGCCUGCGAGUGCGCGCCGGGCUGGGCGGGCGCCGACUGCGGCGAGCCGGCCUGCGAGCCCGCCUGCCCGCCGCCCGCGCAGUGUCUGCCGGCGCCCGGCGGCGGCGCGCCGCGCUGCGUGUGCCCCGCGCAGGGCCGGGCGGCGCGCGGCUGCCUGGAGCUGCUGGCGGGGCUGGGCGCGGAGGGCGGCGCGGCAGCGGCGGCGCCGGGCGCGUGCGGCGCGGACAACGGCACGUGGUGGUGGGGCUGCAACGCGUGCCGCUGCGCGGCGGGCGCGCCGACGUGCACGCGGCUGUGGUGCGGGCUGGCCGACUGCCUGGCGCCCGCGGCGGCGCCGUGCCGCGCGGACGAGGUGUGUGUGCCGGCCGCGCCCGCGCUGUGCCUGCGCGCGCCGUGCGCGGCGCCGGGCGAGUGCCGGCGCGUGGCGGGGCGGCGCGUGGAGCCGCCGGCGCUGCCCGCGCCCGCCGCGUGCUGGCCGGGCGCGCGCGGGCCGCCGCCGCCGGGCUGCGCGCGCGCCGAGCUGCGGCUGGCGCGCGAGCGGCUGCUGGCGGGCGCGCACGUGGAGCGCGCGUGCGGGGCGCUGCGGCGCGCGCUGGCGGCGGCGCUGGCCGCGCGCGAGCCGCCCGCGCCGCCGCUGACGCUGCUCUGCGACGUGGCGCCCGACGACGAGGACGCGCUCGACCUCGCUCUCUGGGUCGGCGAAGAGGAGGAGGGCGGAGACGCGAGCGCGCUGGCGGCCGCCGUGCGCGCGCUCAGCGAGCUGGUGGCGCGCCGCCGCCUCGCCGCGCACCCGCUGCUGGCCGCCGCGCUGCGCCUGCGCGUGCUCGCCGCCGCGCCCGCGCCCGCGCCCGCGCCCGGCGGCGGCGCGCUGCUGGCGCUGGCGGCCGGCGCGCCGCUGCUGCUGCUGGGCGCGGGCGCGGGCGGCGCGCUGCUGCUGCGCCGGCGCCGCGCCGCCGCCGCCGCGCGCGCGCGCCGCUGCUGCGACGAGGAGAAGUCCAACAACCUGCAGAACGAGGAGAACCUGCGGCGCUACGCCAACCCGCUGCGCGAGGAGCCCCUGCGCGCGCACUCGCUGUACAAGGCGCAGAACGCGGACGCGCGCAACCACACGCCGCCGCGCGACAAGGAGCUCACCAAGCGCGCGCUGCCGCCGCCCGAGCCGCCGCCCGCCGCCGCGCCCGCGCCCGCCGCCGCCUCCGCGCCCGCCUCCGCGCCCGCGCCCGCGCCCGCCGCGCGCCACCCGCCGCCCGAGCGCCUCACCGUGCUGGUGUAGGAACUGCCUGCUAUUUAUUGUGUCGUGGAGUGAUCGUGAAGUGUAAAUAAUAUGUAUUUUUGUAAAUAGUGUUACAGAGUGAACUGAGGAAAGCGAAAGUGCGCCGCUCGACUCGGGUCGAGAGGUCGAAGUGUGGUUUUUUAAUAUUUGUAAAGAAGGUUGUAAAUUUUAAAAGAAAGUCGUUAUAAUAAAAGUUGAUAAAUCUAG